AUGACUUCUCCAUUCGCACGAAACCAAGCGCUCUCCCAGCAAACAAUUGAGGCUUACAGUCGCUUGAACGGUUCUGAGCAAGUCAAUCACAGGGUCGAGUUCUAUCUCGCCUACCUCCGAGACGUUGCGCCGGAGGGACUCACCGUCAGCCAUAUUCCCGUCGAAGGGGACCGCUCGCACGGAGCUGUAAUGCGUGAGGAGAUCCGGCUCAUCAUGUCUUCGGGAAUCCUGUUCAUGUCCGGCCAGGUCUCCCUGGACCCACGGCCCAACGAGCUGGAGACAUACGCCGGCGACGACGCCUACACCAAAUGGCUGAACGGAGACUUCACGGUGCACGAUUUCAAGUGGCACUCCUUCACUGGCCAAGACAUAACGAUCAAUUGGCGCUUCUUCACUGGCCAAGACACAACGAUCAAUUUCUUCAGCAGUGACGACUCGCCUUGGUACAAACCGGACGCCCAGUUCCACCCGAUCCAGAACGCGGAGCAGGUAGCCGCAUACUUGCAGCAGAAGCGCGACGGUCUUGCCUAG
This is a messenger RNA of Letharia columbiana, 531 nucleotides long. RefSeq lists its product as uncharacterized. Lineage: Eukaryota; Fungi; Ascomycota; Lecanoromycetes; Lecanorales; Parmeliaceae. The transcript has a single exon. The coding region runs from base 1 to 531 and encodes 176 amino acids. The record is from RefSeq and is a predicted model, not a curated record.